Molecule: messenger RNA, 444 nt
Organism: Haemonchus placei
Lineage: Eukaryota; Metazoa; Nematoda; Chromadorea; Rhabditida; Trichostrongylidae
Source: the annotation of a GenBank genome assembly
AUGCGAUCGCUACUUUUACUCACAAUCGUUGCUACUACCAUUUAUUGUGGUCCCGCCAAGAAGGACACCAAAUCAGCGACCAAGAAGUCGGCCAGCGAUAAAUGUUUUCCUACGAAAAUGUGCUACAGUGACGCUGACUGUCCGAACGGUGCAUGUGCAGGAUUAUUUGUAGGCACAUGCAAUUGUAUGGAAUGCAUCGAUCUAGCUAGGUGCGACGAUGACUCAAUGUGCGGUGGCUUAAGGGGAGCUUGUGACCUGAACAACGAUCUGUGCAACUGUACUGCGGGCUAUAUGAGGGCAGGUUUCCAAUCACUACCACAAGCAUUGAUUACCCUCUGUGAGAGGAGAACUUGUACACAUGAAACCGCCGACAAGGACUGCUUUGGAUUGCCAUGCACAGCCGGUAGUUGUGUUUGUUUCAAGGAUAAACACAAGAAGAAGUAA